Cicer arietinum (chickpea) is the source of this 777-nucleotide messenger RNA. RefSeq lists its product as uncharacterized. The record is from RefSeq and is a predicted model, not a curated record. Lineage: Eukaryota; Viridiplantae; Streptophyta; Magnoliopsida; Fabales; Fabaceae.
AUGUCAAAUCUUCUUGGCAUGAAGGCUUUUGGGGAGGGGUGUACUAUUUUUCACUCGGCUAAGCUAUCUAUUUCUAUUAAUGGUAAAGCGCUAGGUUUUUUUAACCGUAAAAGGGGACUCGGACAAGAGGAUCCGUCAUCUCCUCUUCCCUUUUGUCUGGCAGAGGAUGUUUUAAGUAGAGGCAUAUCUAAGCUAGACGUUGAUGGCAAAUUGCACUUGAUGUCAGGGCCUCGAGGCUUUGCUAUGCCUAGUCAUGUGCUCUAUGUUGAUGAUGUGACGAUCUUCUGCAAAGCUAGUCAUAAAAGGAUUCUAAUUUUUAGCAGGAAACUAAAAGCUAACCAUUUAAUAUUCAUUGUUGAUCGCAUCAAAAACAAGCUUUCCUCUUGGAAGGGGUCCAUGCUUUCGAUCAUGGGCAAAGUUCAACCGAUUAAUAUGGUUAUUCAUGAUAUGCUCUUAUAUAGUUUUUGCAUUUACAAUUGCCCCACUAACAUUCUUUAUUCCUUAGAUACUUGGGUUUGGAAUUUUAUCUGGUUUGGUAAUAUCUUUACUCAAAAAGUGGUCACAGUUGUCUGGAAUCAUAUUUGCAAACCUGUUAUAGAUGGCGGCCUUGGAUUAAGGUCCAUAAAGGCAAUCAUCAAAGCUGGUCUGAUAAAGCUUACUUGGGACUUUGUUAACUCAGGAGCACAAUGGACUUCAUUACUUAAACAUAGAACCUUCAGGAAUUCUUGCAAGAUUAAGUAUCAUAUCACUUCUUCCAACCAAUACGUGGCUUUCUAA